Molecule: messenger RNA, 1762 nt
Organism: Alternaria rosae
Lineage: Eukaryota; Fungi; Ascomycota; Dothideomycetes; Pleosporales; Pleosporaceae
Product: alcohol dehydrogenase
Exons: 4
Coding region: 368-1384 (338 amino acids)
Molecular function (GO): zinc ion binding; oxidoreductase activity
Source: RefSeq, a predicted model, not a curated record
CGAAGUUACCUAGAUAGUCAAGCUAGAUGUCCGGACCCCGCUUCUUUCUUCCCCGCGCGUCACGCACCCAGCAUCUUCCAAGCUCCACCUCUAACCGAACGUUUUCAGCCAGCGCACCAUGUCGGCCACCUUUUUCCGUAUGACGGGUUUAGCUAGGCCAAGUCAGCGGAUGUGUUCUCAAGGUGUCGGGAUGACUCGCAGCACAAUCCCUGCAGUCCUUCCUGUUCUGUCGCGCCUCACAGCCUGUUGCAUACAUAGGUAGAGUGAAUGCGAAGCGCAAAGGAGGUACUUAUACUCUUCUUUGAAUCCAACAUAGUCCUCAAACUAUACCAAAAGCCACGCAAGAGACACCAGGAAAGUUUUAAUUAUGAAAGCCGGCCAGUGGGAUCCCAAGCAGCAAAAGGUCGUUGUAAAUGACGUGCCGAAACCCACCGAAGCACCAAACCAGUUCUUAGUCAAGAUACAAUCAGCGUCAUUAUGUCAUUCAGAUCUGCUCAUGGCCAUGAGGCCCGAUUACGCCGUCACUCUAGGCCACGAAGGAGUCGGUUACAUUGAGUCUAUUGGCGCGGAAGCCAGCGACAAAGGUUUCAAAGUCGGUGAUGCUAUCGGCUUCAACUAUUUCAUCGGCGCAUGUUUCGAAUGCGAGGGGUGCAUGAUUCACAACAUGCGAUGCGAGACAGGUAACCAGAAACUGCAAGGUUUUGUAACGGACGGGUACUUCGCCGAGUAUGCGGUUGUGGAUUGGCAGAACGCGGUGAAGCUUCCCGAGAACCUGGAUAUGAGUAAGACUGCACCGCUGUUCUGUGCGGGUAUCACAGCGUUCCAUUCGGUCGACAGCUGUGAGUUGAAAGCAGGGGAUUGGUUGGCGGUUAUCGGAUGUGGUGGCCUUGGACAGUACGCGAUACAAUAUGCAAAAGCCAUGGGUAUCAAGACUAUCGGUCUCGAUAUCAACGACAACCAACUCGAUGUGGCGAAGAAGGUUGGCGCAGAAGCUGUCUUCAAUUCCAUGAAGAACAAGGACUAUCUCGAAGAGAUCAAGAAGCUCACUGGAGGCAAAGGAUGUCACGCAGCGGCAGUCUAUAGCGCAUCCAACGCCGCGUAUGCGGGUGCACCGGAUGUCUUGCGAACAGGAGGACUACUUAUGGUCAUUGGGAUCGCACCGAAAGGACUCGACUUUAUCAACACUUUCGAUUUAACAACAGGACGUUACCGCAUCAAGGCCGACAGCACGGGUAUCCCACAGCGGAUGAAGAAGGCCGUGGACUUCACCGGCAAGCACAGCAUACAACCAGAAGUCGAGUUCCGCAAGAUUGAUGACCUGCCGCAGAUGGUCGCUGACAUGGAGGCUGGGAAAGCUGAGAAGAGACAGGUUGUUGUGUUCUAGACACGUUAUUUAUUCAGUGCACCAUGAACUCUGACACCGGAAAACUCAGUGUCGAACAAAUUCUUCGUGUGAAUGAUAGAAUUCGCAAAGUGUAACAACAAAUUUCGUCCUCACAAUGUCUUCGUAUUGUGAGGCGCACAUGCCACUGACCAGCGAUCAAUUGUACAACAUAACACUAUGCGGUCUUCUUCGAUCGUACCACUGGUAGUACCGCAUCAUACUAAGCCCCGCACGCUGAAUUUGGCUUGCUCAUUUCUCCUCAGUCGGUUAUGCACGGUCAACGUUAGUGGCUAUACUUGUAGAAUACUCAGAUACUUUAGGUCUUAGGUGCCAACAACCCCAGAACCUUCAUCUUUACUAUACGAUCAUCAAUUACGC